Molecule: messenger RNA, 7483 nt
Organism: Hippocampus zosterae (dwarf seahorse)
Lineage: Eukaryota; Metazoa; Chordata; Actinopteri; Syngnathiformes; Syngnathidae
Gene: rfc1
Product: replication factor C (activator 1) 1
Exons: 23
Coding region: 121-3639 (1172 amino acids)
Biological process (GO): DNA repair; DNA replication
Cellular component (GO): nucleus; DNA replication factor C complex
Molecular function (GO): ATP hydrolysis activity; DNA clamp unloader activity; ATP binding
Source: RefSeq, a predicted model, not a curated record
UAUGGGCGCUUUAUCGACGUCAUCUUCAGGCGACAACUGAGUCCUGCUUCGCGCCAAGUAACUGCGCGUUUUCCUCUCUCUGACAACAAACCUGAAACAUUGUGGGGAGACGUGUUCACAAUGGACAUUCGGAGAUUCUUUGCGCCAUCAGCACAGAAAGCGACUCCUAAUGGAAACGCGAGCACGAAGAGGAAUCCUCUUUCUUCAGAGGAAGAUUCGAAAAAGAAAGAGACCAAGAUUAAAAAACAAGAAACAGACGUGAAACGUAUGCAUGACAAAAAACGGAAAAAACAUGCAGUCAUAGAAUCAGACUCUGACUCAGAGGAUCGAGACAGGAAAUCCAAGAAAUCGCCUAAGAAGAAGGAGAAGAUCAGCAAUGCUGCACAGUCUCUCAAGAAAGAGCCUGUUCACUACGUCUUGGAAACGGACUCAGACAGUGACAACUUUGAGUCCUUGAAGAAAAAGUCCUCCAUAAGCAAGCAAAAUGGCACCUCCCAAAAGAGCAGGUCAAGUCCAGGUCUGAAAGAUGCUGCAGAGUCUUCAAUCAAGUCGUCCUCUGUUCACUCGAAAAAUGGAGCUAAAUGUCCCACCACGCCAGUCACACCAAAGACUGCACCACCCCCUCAGGCCAAACAAACCCCCACCUCUGCGUUGGACUACUUCGGCAACGAAAGGAUCCAGCGCUCGGGCAAGAAGCUGGUCGCCAGCACUAAACGGAAGACCCCAAUCCAGGAUACAGAUGAUCUGAGCGAUGAGCAAAUAGCUCGACAGCUGCAAAUGGUUGAGGAUGAUGAGCUGGAGAAGCAGAUUCAUGAUGAUGAAGACUUUGCCAGAACACUUGCCAUGCUGGAUGCAGAGCCACAGGCAAAGAAGGUUCGUAAAAGCUCGGACGAAAAAAAUGUGGAGGCAUUCCACAGAAAGAGUAAUUCACUCAGCCCUUCAAAGUACAACAGAGAGGACAGCAUGUCAGAGGACAUGAUCGGCCCUUCACCCAAGAAAAACCCUGCUCUACUCAAACCCAGUUCCAAACUAGGGAUGUUGAAGAAAAGAGACGAGGAAAAAGAUAACGCGACAAAGAGCAAAGCACAGACAAAAAUGAAAAUCUCUCCCAAAAAGGGGCCAUUUACCCUGUCAGGGAGUGAAAAGGUGCAGGCACCCAAAAGAGGCCCCGUACUUGAAACUUCUCCCACUGAACCAGCGAGCACCGGACCUGACGAGGCAGAGAAGAAGAAACUCCACACUUCCGCUUACAGGAAUUACCUGAACAGAGAUGGACCAAGAGCACUGGGCUCCAGAGAAAUCCCCACGGGUGCAGAUAACUGUUUGGAGGGUUGCGUGUUUGUAUUGACGGGCGUUCUGGAGUCAAUGGAAAGAGAUGAGACCAAAUCCCUCAUCGAGCGCUACGGCGGAAAAGUGACGGGCAACAUCAGCAAGAAGACCACCUACCUGGUGCAGGGUCGGGACGGCGGCGUCUCCAAGCUCGAGAAGGCGGAGAGUUUUGGGACCAAAAUCCUUAAUGAGGAUGACCUGUUUGAGCUAAUUAGGACCAAACCAGGGAAGAAGUCUAAGUAUGAGAUUGCUGCAGAGGCCGAGAGCAAAGCUUCAAAGAUCAGGACUCCUCCGGGCUCGGCCCCAAAGACCAGUACUCCACCGGGCUCGGCCCCAAAGACCAGGACUCCACCGGGCUCGGCCCCAAAGACCACUCCUAAAGCUUUAAAGAUCUCUCCCUCCAAAGGCAACUCCAAGUCCCCUCACUCUCCGAGUCCCUCAAAGACCGCGCAGACAACCGGCCGCAGUGCCAAAACCAUGGAUGGCGGAACCCCGCCCGGAAGAGGCUCGGCUCAAACUGCUCGCAGGGAAUUGGGACUUUCUUCUCAGAACUCUUCAGCCUCAAAAUUUAAAUCAGUAACUGAGGACGGUGCCACUCUGCUGUGGGUGGACAAAUACCGCCCGUGUUCUCUGAAGGCUGUGAUAGGCCAGCAGGGGGAACAGAGCUGCGCCAACAAACUUCUCCGCUGGCUGCAAAACUGGUACACGCACCAUAGCAGCGCUGCCUCCAAACCACCAGUUGCCAGAUUUGGAAAGUUUGCUGCAGGAAAUGAUGACGGAUCAGGUUACAAAGCUGCUCUGCUCUCCGGACCGCCGGGUGUGGGGAAGACCACUACAGCGGCCCUGGUCUGCGAGGAGUUGGGCUUCAGCUAUGUGGAAAUGAAUGCAAGUUGCACACGCAGCAAAAACAACCUGAAGGACGUGGUCGCAGAGUCCCUCAACAACACCAGCAUCGAAAGCUUUUAUAAAGGCACGUCCCGCAAAGUCAGCACCAAACACGUCUUGAUCAUGGAUGAGGUUGAUGGCAUGGCGGGCAAUGAGGAUCGGGGCGGUAUGCAGGAAUUGAUCAGCCUCAUCAAAAAUUCCAAGAUUCCCAUCAUCUGCAUGUGCAACGAUCGGAACCAUCAGAAGAUCAGAUCACUGGCCAAUUACUGCUUUGAUUUGCGCUUCCAGAGGCCGCGAAUGGAGCAGAUCAAGGGUGCUAUGAUGUCCAUCGCUUUCAAGGAAGGAAUCAAGAUCCCGCCUCCGGCACUUAAUGAAGUUAUCUUGGCGUCCAAUCAAGACAUCAGACAGGUGAUCCAUAACCUCAGCAUGUGGUCAGCUAAAGACAAGGUGAUGACCUACGACCAGUGCAAGUCUGACGCCGCCAGCGCCCGCAAGGACCUGAAGAUGGGGCCCUUUGACGUCUGCCGAAAGGUGUUUGUGGCUGGCGAGGAGACGGCCCACAUGAGUCUCAUUGACAAGUCGGAUCUCUUCUUCCACGACUACUCGCUAGCACCCCUCUUUGUCCAGGAGAAUUAUCUACACGUGCGGCCUGCCGCUGCUGGGGGCAAUGCAAAGUCUCACCUUGUGCUGCUCAGCAAGACGGCUGACUCCAUCAGUGAUGGAGACCUGGUGGACCGACGAAUCCGCUCUGGGCAGAACUGGUCUCUGCUACCCACGCAGGCUAUCUAUGCCAGUGUAAUCCCAGGGGAGCUCAUGAGAGGUUACAUGAGUCAUUUCCCGUCUUUCCCAAGCUGGCUUGGGAAAAACUCAUCGGCAGGCAAACAUUCCCGCAUCGUCCAGGAGCUGGCCUCGCACAUGGCUUUGAAAACGAUGAGCAGCAGACAAGCGGUGAACCUGGACUACCUCUACUUCCUGCGGCAGGCCCUACUCAGCCCACUCCAGAAGCUGGCAGCGGAGGGCGCCAGUGAGGCUGUGCGGCUACUGGACGAUUACCAGCUCAUCAGGGAGGACAUGGACAACAUGAUGGAGAUCGGUUCGUGGGGCGGACAACCUGACCCCUACUCCAAACUGGACUCAAAGGUGAAGGCGGCAUUCACGAGGACGUACAACAAGGAGGUCCAUCUGACACCGUACUCCCUGCAAGCCAUCAAGAAGGGGCGGCGCGGAGGCCCCGAAGAGUCUGAACUGGAAGUGCAGGACACCGAGAAGGACAUUUCAGUGUCUGAGGAUGAAGGCGAGAGCCUCAGUGUGGAUGCCAUGAUCAAACAGAAGAAGACCAAAGCCGUCACCAAGGAGUCUAAGAAGGAAAAGGCUCAGGAUUCUGGGAAGGGGAAGGGAAAGGGAAAGGCCAAGGCUAAAAAGUGACCAAAAACAAAGCAGUAUGAAGCUGCCUCCUGACCAUGACCACUUCCUGCCCUUUUUCCAUUUUUAAAAGGCAUGAUUGUUUCAAUUCACCUCAUCAUGUCUCUUGAGUGUGGAGGGUGAUAGGGUGGUGGGGGUUCCCCAAAUCAUGCAACUGCUUCUUAAGAGUAUAACAAUGCUGCAGUCAUGCUUUUGGCUGCUCGCUUCACCCUGAUCUUUUUCUUGUAAAUUGACUUUUUGUAAAAUAGCCAGAUAUGACUCUUGUGUUUUUUUGUUCUUGAAAAUCUGUAUUUUCAGAUCCAAAUACACUGAAUGAUUAUGUUGCGAACAAUGUUGUUGUAUCCACUUCAAAUUCAAGGCGGGGCAAAAAAAAAAGUCUCUUUCCAACAGGAAUGAAGUUGCCCACAAGCUGUUCAGCUCAUUAUCAUUAGCAAUCAUUCACACAUAUGGGUUUGAGAUUUUCACAGUAUGUGGUAUCGCAGAUUUUGAGCCUCGCUGGCCAGUUUUUCAGUUAUGUCCUCAUUACACAUUGCAGAUGCAUAAUUUGUGACCUGAGGUCACUCGCCCAAAUCUCAAAGAUGUUUAAGCUUUUACAGCCAUAAAUCACUCAAAGGGUUCACUCACCGCUUGGCUGCUGUUUGCCGAGUCAGCCAUUGCUCUUGUUGCCCACAGUUAAUCAUGACACUCCAUCUUCACUUCAGGCUGACAGCAGUCCACAAUGUUAAUGCAAAAAAAAGUCCAGUGCACCCAUGGAUGCUGCCAACCACCUCUUAAGAACAUCAUCACGUUUUGCUUGGCUGUGUUUUAUGGCUACAUGUUUCUGACAAAUGUAACCCGCCUGGAUCGUAAACAUGAUGGAGGCUAUUGCUGUGUGUCGAGGUAUUUUACAGGGGCAGACCAAAAGUGCCAUCCUCUUAACUUUUAUUGUAUAAAAGCCAUCAGAGCAUGAGAAAGGUAUACAUGCACAUAUAUCAUUGAUCAUGUCAAAUAUGAGGUGCCUUAUAUGGUAUAAAAUUACCGGUAAGCAAAAAAAAAAAAAGGACAUAGCCAUCGUAGGUUGUCACACCUGUCAUGGUACAAAAAUAAGCACAGACUAUUGUGCAAUAAUGAACCUUUAUGUACAUAUUUAACAUAUGUCAUGUGCUCAAAAGCUUAUUUUUACUCGAGUCACCAUUUGAUGAAGUUGCAAUAAUUCAAAGAAACGUAAUUCAAGAAAAUUGUAAUUUAGUAAAAAAAAAAAAAAGAUAUGAGGGGAAAAUUCUAUUUUCUGUAGACAUUUCUGGUGUGUUUAUGUAUAAUUUGAUCGUAUUACAGUACAGUUGGAUUUUCAGUGUGGUCAUUGUUUGCUACUAUCUAUUCACAUUGCCAGUGUCCUCUAAAAAAUUGAAUAUGAAAGCGAUUUAUUUCAAGAAUACUAUUCAAAAAGUGAAACUUGUGUAAUGUAAAUAUUCAGCCCACACAGGCUGAUACAUUUCAAGCGUUGAUGAAACUAACUUCUUUACAAUAUUCAAAUGUUUUGGCGAGCACCUGUACAUUCGUUCUAUUUGGUACCAAACCGAACCUUCCAACGUUACGUCUAUUUGGAAACCGGGGUCGAUUUUUGGUAAUGGGGGAAUGAGAGCAAUGCUUGCUUCACAGUACAGACAGCUGAAUUUUGCAUGUUCCACUGAAAAGAAGUAACUGAGGCUGUGCUGCAUGAGAAAAGUUACAGAUUAUUAGAGUGCAUCCUUCCCCAAAUUUAGACUUAUUAGCUAAUCACUUAAAAUCCUGUAUGCUAUUGUAUUAUUGAUCACUGAUAUUUUGGCAAAACUGUUUUGAUCCAUGUUUAAUAGAAUUAAAAAAAAAUCAGAUUUUGAUUGCUUCAUUUGUCACAAGUGUUAUGGUAAGACAUGAUGCAUUUUAAUACUUUCGGCUCACAAUUCCAAAAUGCGCAUUGAUAUGAAACAGUUAAUCUUGACAAUUAAUUUUUCAAUCACCAUACAGAAACUUUUGUCUUUCAGAAGUGAGCUGAUACAAUGCGGAAGAAAGACAGCAGCAGAGGGAGGAGUUGUUUUAGUGUAUGUCGGUCAUUGGGAGAGGUAAGCUCUUUGCCAAUGAACACAUUAAAAACAAAUCAAGAGUGUAACUUUCUGAACAGUCCUUCACCUUUCCAUCAGCAAAACAGUGUAAGUGUGCAUCUCCAAAAUAAGGAGUUAGGGUCUGUGGAGGAGUGACUCCCACCCACACAAGGCCAGCAGAAUGCUUUGGAUCACCAGUGGCGGAGAUUGGGAUGUCAGCGCUCAGAAAAUGAGGCUGGGGAAUUAUUGUUCACAUUGUGAAGUCCCCUGGCACUUCUCAUUCGGGCUUUGAUCCUGGCAGUUUGCUGGGCCUUCUGGUAUGUUCUCACAUUUUGACCACCACCACACUGGCUCCGGCCCGGCCCAGACACAGCGGUGCCACCUGGUAAAUGCAAGAACCACAUCAUCAGCAUAUCAGAGCUGCACGCAACAUGCACUCCCUCAUUGUCAUUCUCAAUAGUGCUUAUCCGAAUUUUCAUGGGUAGGAAAGAACAAUCGAUAAUAUUUUCCAUGUACACAAAAGACCCAUUUCUCUCAAAUACGGUAAAUCAAAACAAACAAAUGUUAGUCUUGUCAAUUUUUGGGGGGAGUGUAUUCAAUUCAAUAUAUGUUGAACGUGAUUUGAACAUCAUUGUAUUCAGUUUUUAUUGGUGUUUAACACAACUUUCCAGCUUAUUUGGAAAUGGGUUUCAAUCUGGUUGCCUCGUUUCCCUCCUGAACUUGCCCACAUAUGAUCUGUCUAGGAUGCGCUGGGGGUGACAUUUUGCAGCAGAGGAAAGAAACAUUUAGCAUACGUUGGGACAGGCGUGUGCUUGUGUGUGUGUUUAUGUGUGUACCUGAGACCACUCAUUGGUCUGAGGGUCAUAAGCCUCCACGGUGUUGAGAUACAUUUGGCCAUCGUAGCCACCUACGGCGUACAGACGGUCGCCGAGGAGACAAACGCCCACUGCGUCUCUGCUGAUACUCAUGGGGGCCACUGCUGUCCACACAUCAGUCUGAGGGUCAUACCUGUUCACAGGCAGACACAUUUACAUUUAGGGCAUAACAAGUUAACCUCAUAAUAAUUACAACUGUUUUUGUUGAGUUAGGUUAGUCAACUGUUCUAAACUCAUUUUUGCCUGCGGAAUCCCCCCAAAAAUCUCAGUUUUUCUCUAUCGUGGCAAGUUUUUGAGCUGGCAAACCAGAUGAGGGCCAGUUGUGGAGUGAAGUAUUUGGGCCAGAAAUCAAUUUACAACUCCGGCCCGUAUAUGGCCAGCCAGUAUUGAGCCACCCUUAAAUGCAGUUUCAGAUUUAUUUUUUCAACACACAGCCUUGUUUUACAAUUGCACACCGAUGCGGACUUCCAUUCAUCACACACACACACAGGCACACAACAGGAAGUGAUCAGAGAAGGUGGCAGAGAAGGUGUUUUGACCAGAGAAGAAGGCAGCCUCAGUCCGUCACUGAGACAGACCCAUGACAGUAGACGCUAUGAAUAGCACUCUCACAUGUACACAUUUAAUAGCACUCUCCUUUGCUUGUAAGGUGUAGGCAGGGAUUACAUUUAGAUUUUAUAUGCACGUGUAAAUGGUUUAAAACUUCCUUUCUUUAUAAAUCUUGUUUAAUCAUAAAGUGCAUUACUAUAUUUUUCAAUACCAAUUACUUGUUCAAGUUUGUACAAUCAAUGGGAUCAGUUGCAAUGCAUAUAUGUGAAUGAUAAAAGUAAAUUGCACAUUUGUUGAAGGAAAUGUAAGGUGCUUCAUGAAAUGUUUUGUAAAAAAUACGUUCAUUAAAUUUCAACAUUUUCCAAA